Messenger RNA from Lineus longissimus, 1368 nucleotides. Its product is annotated as U11/U12 small nuclear ribonucleoprotein 48 kDa protein-like. The transcript is spliced from 8 exons. NCBI's taxonomy places the organism in Eukaryota, Metazoa, Nemertea, Pilidiophora, Heteronemertea, Lineidae. The record is from RefSeq and is a predicted model, not a curated record. Bases 229 to 1203 code for a protein of 324 amino acids.
GGGGCGCAGUUGUGACAGUAUCGAGUAUGAUUGAUAGGCCUCAUGCCUAGGCCUAUAUUAUGUAUGUAACGUUGUGCGAUAGGCCUAUUGUAUCUGCCAUUUAUGAAAUGAUGACUUCUUACGACCCGACGUGGCGAUACAAUAUUUCGCAACGUUAACCACGAUAAUUCGCCAUUUUCUGGAAGGGAAAGGAGCUUAUAGAGCUGCUAAAGUUGAAGCAAAGAAAUAAUGGACAACCCAGAGAAGUUGGAGUUCUUGGAAAGACUGGAAAAUUCAAUUGAAAAGUCGACACAGCACCUCAGUGAAAUCCUGGAACUGAUUGGCUGGGAGAAAGAUGAGCUGAUGGAGGCGCCCGAUCUUCUCCAAUGUCAAAUCGAUGGCAAUCAUUUUGUUCCUGAAUCAAUAAAGAGUCGGCACAACAAGUACUGCGAGUUGAGGAGGCAGAACUUGACAAGGGAGGAGGCAAAGGAAAUGCUGGAGCGGAAAAUUUACAAUCAGAUGGCUGCUGGGAGGUUGGUGUUUGGUGCAGAUGACAUCACGCAGUUCUUGCCUAAAAGGCAUCCUACCUCCACCGCCGGUCCACAACCCCCAGACCUCCAUUUACACCCGCCAGAUGUCAGGCUAGCUGUCUAUGAUCAAGUGGUGGCCAAGUCCAGGGAGAGGGAGCAGGUCGAGAGCACAGUUGACGACGAGUUGUUUUUCCUCGACCGCAAAGGCUGGGAGAAGAAGAAGGAAGAGAGUGACAACAAGAAUAAGUCAUUUGUUGAGCAGCUGGCUGAGAAGAGAGACCAGAGGCGACGGCGACAGACGUACCGUGCCAAGAAUGUGCACAUUACUAGCAAGUCUCACACUGAGAUUAUUCGUGAAGUAAUCAACAAUCAGAUGGAGGUGUUAGAGAGGAUAAUCCAAGAUGAAGUAGGAGAGCCAACGGCGUCUGCUCCCGCUGCUGGUGGUUCCCGAGAGGGCGGGUCUCAUGAGGGGUCACAGCGUGACGAACGGAGCAGUCGAGAGGGCGAGGAGAGGAGCAACAGGCGGGAUGAUGGCGAGGGGAGUCAUCACAAAAAGCACAAGAGGAAGAGGAGUAGGUCUAGAUCUCUUGACAGGGAGCCGUCCAGUUACAAGGAGUCGCAUCACAAACGCCACAAGAAACACAAACAUAAAAAGGACAAAGAAAAGGAACGCGACAACCCAGCUGACGCCUAGCCAAAUGCCUGAUUUAAAAUUAUUUCUACUGUGAUGAUUUCCAUCCCUUUCUUUCAGUUCUUCCAACACGCUUUCUUUUCAUAGAUAUUGAAGCAACAUUUUGUAUACAAGUACAUUGUAAUAGUACCAAAAUGAUAAUUUGUUAUUGUCUUAACUUAUUGUAUA